AUGGCCAGUCAAAAAUUAGAAGGUUCAGCCCUUCCUCCCUCUCCACCUACUUCAUUAGAGGGAGAAUUUCACUCUGCCUAUUCACCAACAUACGGCCUGAUUGACAACAGCAUGGAGCAAUUUCCGAUGGCUGCAGAGUUUGACCCGAGCACCCCACCCCAGAUGCUAUAUGGCUCUCCCCCGCAAUAUUACCCGCACAUUCCUACUUCACACCCGAUCCCAAUAAUGCCUAAUAACCAGGCUCAUACCCCACACAUCAUGGGGGCAGAUCUUCCAAUGAGGGUUCAAUCUGCAUCACCCCCAUACUCGCCGUCACCUUCUCGAAAGAGCUCAACCAGAAGCAAGGCUAGAGCCACUCGCACCCCAAAAGAGAAACGUGGCCGUAGCCAAAGAAAUACCGCAAGUGGACCGAAGGCAAGAAUCGCCCUUCCAGGGCCUCUGUCUGAAAUUACCGCCAAUUUCACAGAUGUCCCAGUCCGGGAUAUGGAGGCCCACGUGAACCGACCAACACCGACUCGGCUUGAAGAAGCCAGAGUGAGAGGGUUGAGCGGAAACAAGGCAGUUGCUCGCCCCAUGAAUGCCUUUAUGCUCUAUCGAUCUGCCUACACUGCUCGUUGUAAGGAGUAUUUGGGCAUGGAAAACCACCAAGAGAUUUCCAGGGCUAUAGGUGCGAGUUGGCGGCUGGAGUCGGCGCGCUUCAAAGACCAGUUCAACGAAUGGUCGCGCAUUGAGCGAUCAAACCAUGCAAUCGCUUUCCCCGGAUACAAGUUCCAGCCUAAGAAAGACAAUGGAGUGGCGCGACGAACAGAAAUUGAACUUACUCCUCCUCGUUCUUCGGUCUCGGCGGCUGGUACUCUGGGUAGUCCUUCUGAAUGGGAUGACCUUGAGCCUGAAUUCUCACUGGCACCACCCCACCUGCAUCGCCGCACACAGAGCUUUGAGAUCUCUAGCCGAUCUUCAACUCCAUUUGAUAGCUACCACCACCCCCACCAACCCUCACAUCAAGCUAUGAUGGAAGCUGGAACACGAGCUUUCCCUCACAGAGAUAUGCCCAGCGAUAUGCCCAGCGGAAUUAAUGGAAUUCCUGGUGGCAGUCAUGACGAUCUCUGCCAAGCUUCUCAGCCUCCUCCAAUCCACCUCAACAAUGAGCACAUGGAUCCGCAGCUGCUGCAGUACAAUCAGAAUCAUCAAGCCACCUAUGAACAUGCCGCUGUGUCACCGGCUAAUAUCUAUGGCUUUGAGGAUGCCAGUUACAUCUCCACUUCGAUGCCUUCUGGUCACUCUAGCCCGGCGGCUUACAUAGGAGAGUCAUGGGAAUACAUGGAUAACCCUGCCCCUUCAGGCUUCUAA
Messenger RNA from Penicillium cosmopolitanum, 1350 nucleotides. Its product is annotated as HMG-box domain-containing protein. NCBI's taxonomy places the organism in Eukaryota, Fungi, Ascomycota, Eurotiomycetes, Eurotiales, Aspergillaceae. Gene Ontology annotation, cellular component: nucleus. Bases 1 to 1350 code for a protein of 449 amino acids. Gene Ontology annotation, molecular function: DNA-binding transcription factor activity, RNA polymerase II-specific; RNA polymerase II cis-regulatory region sequence-specific DNA binding. The transcript is spliced from 4 exons. Gene Ontology annotation, biological process: regulation of transcription by RNA polymerase II. The record is from RefSeq and is a predicted model, not a curated record.